Molecule: messenger RNA, 1734 nt
Organism: Scomber japonicus (chub mackerel)
Lineage: Eukaryota; Metazoa; Chordata; Actinopteri; Scombriformes; Scombridae
Exons: 5
Coding region: 172-1626 (484 amino acids)
Source: RefSeq, a predicted model, not a curated record
GCCAUUUCUCUGCCCCUCAUGAAAAACAUACAGGGGAUGGUGUGUGUCCGUCAUGCACAAGAAGUAACCUGACGUGUGGGGAUGAUGACUUAAGCACCAAAUCUGUCUCUCUCUCUUUUCUCUCUGUCUGUCUUUCCUCCAUUUGGCUUUUUUUUUGCUUCUGUGUCAACCAUGGAGGAAGAUCAACAAGGAGGCAGCUGCGAUGUUGCAACAAUGCACGUGAAAACUGAAGCGGUCGAUGAAAAUGCAUCUGCGCUGGUUUUGGGCAGUCAGGAGUCGCCUGCGCCCUGCGGUGAUACCGCAUGCAGAGGAGGAGGAGGAGGAGUGGAUCAGACUGCAGAGGUGCUAGGUGACACAGAGCUGCAAGCAGCCACCUCAACUACUCCUGUACUGCUGUAUCCUGUGAGCACUGACCGUUUCUUCACCACAUCAGGGGAUGGAAAAACCUACCUGAAGAUAGCUCCAGCUUCAGUGAUGCCACCUGCUCCUUCAGAGAAGACGCUUCCCUCUGGUUCUGAUUUCUCUUCCAAAGCUGUUCUGUGUCUGAUCGAGGCUGUCGGGCGCCGCUGGGGCCUGUAUGAGACUCGGGAACGGUCACAGCUCUUCCAAAGCGUCCAGGAGGAGAUGGCCUCCAAGGGGCAUGUGCUUCCUGUUGAAAAGAUACGUCGCAAGUGGAACAACCUCAUUGUCACGUACAAGAGGGUGAAAGACCGCAGCCGCGAGACUGGACAUGCUAAAACAACCUGGGAGUUCUUUGAUUUAAUGGAUGCCACCCUUUGUGACACUGUUGGCACCCAGAUUACCAACAACAAAAGAACCAAAGGUAGCAGUUCUGUCUCUGCACUGCCUGGUCCCUUGGCAAAGAUCGCUGCAAAACCACAAGUCCCGCAGUCCACCACAAUCAUCCGCCAUAAUGGUGACUUUGCCACAACAGCUGGUGUGGAAUCAAUGGGCCAGGUUGCUGCCAGUGGUCAGAUCAUCAGUAGUGCUUCUGCCAUAACCUCAAUGUCUACGGCAACCGUUAGCCCAACAAAUGCUCCAGAGAUCAAGCCCCUGAUUGUCCUGAACAGUGACAUUGUUACAACCAGUAUUCAUCCAGCCACCAUUGUGCCAUCUCCCUCUUUUAUCUCCUCACCUUGUUUUACAGAAACAGCCUCAACUUCCCCUUCUCUUGGGCCAACCUGUAACACGGACCUUAACACAUCCCGCUUCGUAAGCCAUAAAGCUCCAUCCUUCUCAUCAGGUGUUGUACCCUUUCGCCUUAGCAACACCCAGAACCUCCUUGGUCUCUCCUCCUCUUUCCCCCCUACACCCUCCUGUCUCACGUCUUCCAAUUCCACCUCAUUAUCUUCAACAACCAUGACAGGAACAGAAAUACAGAACCAGAAAGGAAAUGAGGAGCACAGCAGCAACACGUUGUUCCAGGAGGUUUUGAAGCGACAGGAGGAGCAAUCCUACCUGGAUCGAGUAACUCGCCGCCGGGUUGAAGCCAGAGAAAAGAGGCGCGAGAGGAGGGAGGUGCGGAUGGCAGAGUCCCUUGGCAGGAUAGCCACAGCCUUGGAGCUGCUCUCAUCCAAACAGGAUACAGUCAUCGCCCUCCUCCAGAGACUGGCGGAUCGGAAAUGACGCUUUUUAAACCAUUCUCCCAUCCUGACAUUGUGAUUAUGAACACUCCUGAUAUAUGGUGACCAGCCUGAGUGUUAUAUCUUGUUGGGUUUUUACAAGCCACAGUGC